AUGAAAAAAAAUAAUUAUUCAUAUUAUCCAUUAGAGGAUGAAGAUCUCAAUACAACAACUACUACCACCGCAAGCCACAACGUUACCAAUAAUACUUUAAUAUGGUUAGAUGAAGAAGCAUUGAAUUUAACUUCACAUGAUACCAAUCUGACAAUCGCUAUGUUUGAAAGUAUAGCAGAUAUUAACUACAAACUGUACAACAAUUUGGAAAUAUUUCUUGAAGAGAUUGGAAGUAUGUCUAAAAUAACGAAACUUAUAGUUAUUACUUCAGGAAGUUUUGCGAAGAAAAUACUUCCUAAAUUAUCUUUAUCAUUAUUACGAGAAAUAUCGUCAAUACUUAUAUUUUGCAAAGAUUCUACUAAUUGUCAAUAUUUACUGACAGAAUGUCGAAAAAUAAUGGACAUUUGCACUGAUGAACAAUUACUAAAGGAAUCAAUUGAAAAUGAAUUACAUCCAUCGACAGAUUUUCUUCUUAUGGAUCGAAAUUUACAACCUAUAUUUAGUCUCAAAAAUAAUAAUCAAGACUUUAAUUUCUAUAAACAAUAUAUUGAAAUCUUGAAACAUUAUCCAUGGUCAUCAGAUAACAGAGAAAAGAUGAUUGAUGAAUGCACAAAAUAUUAUCGAACGAAUAACGAACAGAAAAAAAAAAUUGAAGAAUUUAAAUAUACCUAUACAGCAGAAACAGCGAUUAAAUGGUAUACAAGAAAUAGUUUUCUUUAUCGACUACUGAAUAAAGCAUUGAGAUCUCUUGAUAUGGAACAGAUAAAUGUAUUUCGACCUUAUAUUAAAGAUUUAUGUAAACAAUUAGAACAUUUACAUAAACAAAAUCAAUCAGACACACCAUUAACAGUGUUUCGUGGACAUGAGAAUAUGCCUAUGGAUCAAUUUGAAAACAUCAAAGAGAAUAUUGGUAAUUUAAUAUCAUUCAAUGGAUUUUUAUCAACUACAAGUGAUUACAAUGUUGCACUAAUAUUUUCAGGAUCUGAGUCAGCUGAAUAUGAAUCAGUCAUAUAUGAAAUUCGAACUAAAUAUAAUUCGAAUAAUGUUGUAUUUGCUGAUAUUACGCAACUUUCAGAUAUGGAGGAUGAAAAAGAAUUUUUAUUUAGUCUUUGUUCUAUAUUCAGAAUCGAUGAUAUUAUAAAUGAUGAAGAAAAUCAAUUAUCAAAAAUUAUAAUGAGUGCAGUAGAUAUUUUAGAACAGAUUAACAUUGAAAUAAUUCAAGUGGAAAAGAAACAUUUCUUGCAUAAUAUAAAUCAAUACUGUCGAAAGCGAUAUGUUAUUACAGCAUUUGCUAUCAUAUUUUUUACCUUGAUUUUGACAUUAGGAGUAAUUUUUGGUAUCAAUAUUAAAUUAAAAGAUAAAACUUCGAGUUUAGACAAUUGCGUCGGUUUAGAUUGCACGACAUUUAGUACAACAACAGAACGUCAUUCUACAUUAAAAACUGAAACUUCUGCAUUAAAAAGACCAGAGCCAUCGAUACCGACAACUUCAUCAAAACCGAUAAUUCCAUCAAUUUCGACAACUACAAAUACGAAUAAUUUAAUAGAUUCUACUCCUACCAGAACGAAUGAAUCAGAAACAACAUCAUCGGAAUAUUGUUUUCCAGUCGGAUGGGAAACCGUAGGUGAUAAAAUAGUAAGUCAGGGGUAUUACAAAAGUGUCACUGUCGAUGAUGAUUUUAAUGUAUACGUUAUAAAUGCAGGUCUUCACAGUUUAGAAAAAUGGUCAUCUAGUAAUAAAUUAAUCCAACGAUAUUUUAGCGGAAACUUUGGUGAUACUGCAUUGUUCUAUCAUUCAUUAUCUCAAUCCUUGUACUUUUGUUACACGUGGGAAGAAGAUUCAGGUAUUUACAGACUUGAUAGUAACCAUUCUAAACCAGUAAAUGUUCUUAAUAAUACAAUGUCUGGCAUUGGUCAGUAUCGUAUAGAAUCAAAGUGUGACGGAUUAUAUGUUAAUUCAGGUGGGGAUAUAUUUGUAUUAUUUCGUGUCAAAAAUUAUGUCAUCAAAUGGACAGUUAAUAAUCCUUCUGGAAGUUUAGUCGCCGAUGGGUAUGGAUCUGAAUAUACUACCGGUGAGACAGGAGUAAUAAUUGCUUUGGCGGUCAGUGAAAUUGAUAAUACAAUAUAUUUAAUGGAUCAAAUCGGUCCUCGCAUUCUAAAAUUUACGAAUAGUUCGACAAUAGGAACAGUAAUUUUUGAUGCAACAAUUAAGAAAGAAAUAUUUUCUGAUGUACAGCCAACAUUUAACUAUGGCUGGGCGCUGAUUGCGGAUAAAACUGGCAAUAUACUUUUAGCUAUCAAUGAGAAAAUAAGUAUAUUGACGUCUGAUGGUAAAUUUAAUGUUACAAUUUUGAAAGAUUAUCGCGGUCGUGAAGACAAGACAAUAUCAAAUUCUUUGCUGGAAGAAAUGAUAUUUGAUAGAUUGGGAAAUCUAUAUGGUUUUGAUGCAGGACGUGGAGUGCUGAAAUUUAACAGAACUUCUACUACAUGUACAAAUACUAAUUCUUAA
Adineta steineri is the source of this 2508-nucleotide messenger RNA. The record is from the annotation of a GenBank genome assembly. Lineage: Eukaryota; Metazoa; Rotifera; Eurotatoria; Adinetida; Adinetidae.